GACGUACGUCACCACACUGCGGUUAGCUUGUCUCUUCUGUCAUCAGGUAGCAGGAAGUCUCGUCCGGCGAACUUAGCCUCGCAAAGACGAAAAAACACCUGAAAUAAAGUCGGAUCAGGACGAAAACAGAGCAUGGAGGCGAACAGACCACCUCAGAAGACAGCCGGAGGUGCUACUGGACCAAAAGAGGAGGCCAGAAAGGCAGCAGCAGCUGCAGCCAGGGCCGCUAACCGCCUGCCUGAACUCCGUCUGGUGGUGCUGGGCUGGAGGUGGCCGGGGAAGAGCCUGACCGGGAACACCAUCAUAGGCCGAGAGGAGUUUCGCUUGGAGCGAGCGGCUGAGUUCUGCGUGAAGAGACAGACGGAGGUGCUGGGGCGACAGGUGACUGUGGUGGACACUCCAGGCUGGUUCUCCGCCCAGGAUACACCACCCUCCUAUAAAGAGGAGCUAGUGAGGGGAGCGUCUCUUUGCUCUCCAGGUCCACACGCCUUCCUGCUCGUCAUCCCCGUCGGCAUGUUCUCAGAGGUGGACCGCACUCGCAUCGAGGAGCACGUGAGCCUCUUUGGCGAGCACGUGUGGAAGCACACGGUUGUAGUUUUCUGCUGGGCGGAGGUGUUGAGGACCAUUUCAAUCGAGAGGUACAUUCGCAGGGAGGGCAAGGACCUGCAGUGGGUGCUGGAGAAGUGCAAGCGGAGGUACUUUGUCAUUAACAACAACAUAUUCGGGGAGCAUCCCCAGGUGGAGCGCUUGCUGGAGAAAGUGGAGAAGAUGGUGGCAGACGAGAAAGGCUACUACAGCCCGGGAGAGGUGGAGAAGGAGAAGAAACCUGUGGACGAGAACCAGAAUCCAGCUAGGGAUGUGCGAGAGCUCGGGGCACGGCCCAAACAGAACUCUGGGCUGAAUUUGUCCAAAGCCAUGGAGGUGGAGCCGCUUUCCAAUUAAGAAGACACCCUCUAAACCACGACUGCCUUUCUGCACUGAUGGCAAAGCUGACGGUAAACAACUAGAAAGAAAAGUUACCAAAUGUUCAAACAGGUGUGAUUUAUUGUAUUUAUUUUUCAAUCAGACAUGUUACUGUGUUGUUACGCUGUUUUCCAUGCUGUCCAAAGGUUUGUUCAGCCCUGUUUUGACACAGAAAGAUAUCUUUGUUGUGUGAAGAGACAGAUUCAAUCUGAAACGAGGAAGCAGCAGCCAUCAUUUUUAAACCCAGCGUGUACACUCCUUAGUCGUGGCGGAUACCGACGGCAGAACUGCACUACUAAAUUGCUGAGGGAAUCGCUUUUCUAACGAUUCCCAUUUGUUGUGACCAAACUGUAAAUGCUUUUCUCCCGCUGUAAUGUUUAUUAGAGACUCAGUGUACAGUUAUAAAAACACUCGAGCUGUUAUUGAUUUUCCUCUGUUGUGUGUUGCCUUAAAGAAACGUUUUGUUUCCUUUAAAUUGAUCUUUCAGAUGUUUGUAUCGGGGAUAUGUUUGAGGCGAGGACCGUCAGAGCUGCAGUGAUUAGUCACUCAACAGAAAACUAAUCAGAAACUUGUAACAGUAUGACUUUGGGUCAUGCCUAACAAUAUUUCUGUCAGUUUUGUGAGUCAGAUAUUAAACUAUUGAACCCUCAAGAACCCCCAAAAUCACAAACUAAAAUAUAAAAGUUGUGCCUAGUCUUGGUUCGGGCCCCUGGAUUACAGAUCCUUUCAGCCCGGUUCUCUGGAUGUUGGUCCUGUUAGAGUUUCACUGGAUGACCGCUGCAUGAACCGACGACCAUCCAUGAAUC
Molecule: messenger RNA, 1769 nt
Organism: Larimichthys crocea (large yellow croaker)
Lineage: Eukaryota; Metazoa; Chordata; Actinopteri; Sciaenidae
Gene: gimapl
Product: GTPase IMAP family member 4
Exons: 3
Coding region: 133-942 (269 amino acids)
Molecular function (GO): GTP binding
Source: RefSeq, a predicted model, not a curated record